Pomacea canaliculata is the source of this 1622-nucleotide messenger RNA. Its product is annotated as mediator of RNA polymerase II transcription subunit 10-like. Gene Ontology annotation, cellular component: chromatin; mediator complex. Gene Ontology annotation, biological process: positive regulation of transcription by RNA polymerase II. Gene Ontology annotation, molecular function: transcription coregulator activity. The record is from RefSeq and is a predicted model, not a curated record. The transcript is spliced from 4 exons. Lineage: Eukaryota; Metazoa; Mollusca; Gastropoda; Architaenioglossa; Ampullariidae. The coding region runs from base 37 to 441 and encodes 134 amino acids.
UCUGCGCUGGAAAUUAAUAGAAAGCCACUCUCUACAAUGGCCGACAAGUUCGAGGCUCUCGAACAGCAGUUGGAGUUGUUUAUAGAAAACACACGACAGAUUGGUAUUGUUGUGAGCGAUUUUCAGCCUCAGGGACAGAAUGUACUUAAUCAAAAAUUAAAUACCAUGGUGGUGGAGAUGCAGGAACUGGAUAAGCUUCGCACUCAGCUUCAGGAUGUUCAUGUCCCACUAGAGGUUUUUGAUUACAUUGACCAAGGUCGGAAUCCAAACCUGUACACAAGAGACUGUCUUGAAAAAGCAUUGGCUAAGAAUGAGCUUGUCAAGGGCAAGGUGGAUAACCUAAAGAAAUUCAAGGCUUUGCUGAUGGUAGAACUGAACAAAGUGUUCCCCAAUGAGAUGAACAUGUACCGAGCACUAAAAGGCAAUGACAGAUCUACGUAGCACAGCCCGUACAGUUGGAUCAAGUCCUGUAACAGCAUUCUGAUCGGUUGUGUGAGAUAAAGCCUCUAGUCAAAAACGACAUUAAGGGCAGAGUUAAGCAACCACAGAGGAAGGAAGUGACAGUUGUUCAAGGCAAGGAGUGAAAAGUGUUAUUAAAAAAACUUGUUCCAGUUUCCUUGUCUUAGCACAGCCAGCUGGUGCAGCAAAAGCACUGCACGCCAUGGUUUGCUAAUUGUCUUCCACUGCAAUAGUUUAUGCCAGUGUAAGCAUUUCUGGAACUAGCCACUUUGAAACAAAUCAAUGCUGUAAAAUCAUUCUUUGGAUUUUUUUCACAUUUUAUUUUAAUUUAUACAUGUUCCAUUUGUAAUUGUUCCAAUCUUGAUGCUCACAAGUUAGUUGUAGAUGAAGAGGCAAAUCUAAGCUUGUGAUGUUGUAGAGUGCAAGAAAGUUUAGGCCAAUCAUGUUUCACAGCAGAAGAUUGCUUUACUUCUGUGUCCAUCCUGCAGGUGUUUUUCUUUCUCCCCAUUCACUUCUGAUGGUUUAAUAGUGCAGCAACUACACCCUUGUCACCAAGACGUUUAUUCAGAAUUUUAUUAUGCAUUCAGAUCUCCUCUCCAAGUGCUAAGUGUUUGAGUCUAAGUUUUAGUUGCAGGCUGCAGUGACCAGUGGUGCACUCUCUGUUUAGCUCUAAUCUGUUUUUUCUGAUAAUUUUUUCCAGACUUCUUUUCUUUUUGAUAACAAAACUGUGCAAACAAAAAAACAAUGAUAACUCUUACAAAUGUUAAGCUCUGAGCAGCUUGAAAAGAAUCUUUUCUUGAUGGUUAUUUUGUGCCAUCUUAUGAGCUGGAAACAUUGAGCUGUACACGUGAUAAGGUACAGUAUUAACUUUCUUCAUCAUAACAAGGAACUGGCAGUUCAUAGAGCCUAACAGUGCCAUUCUGCUAACAAAAAAGAAAAGUUUGAUAAACAUUCUACUUCUAAUGUGCCAUGAUCAUGUAGCAGAAACCUCUACAUGUAUCCAACAGCAUGUACAUGUUUUGUUUUAUUGUUUUUCUUUAACAUUGGUUCUUCAGACAUUUAGAUGGGUCAUUAAAAAGUUCGGGAAGCUUGAUGUUAUUCAAGUAUAACUAUUGCAUUACAGUGAUAACUUAAGUUCUAAUAAAAACAAAUGUGAAAAGAUG